AUCUGCCAUUUCCUGUAAUUGAUCAGAUAUGUUCUCAGUACUCCCAUCAUUGCUGUAUUUCAAAUCAUGAAUGUCAGAACUAACGGGUCUCUGCUCAUCCACUGCUGGAUCACAGCAGUACUGAUCCUCCUGCUCCUUGGCUCUGGUAAGAGACCCACCUUCCAAAUGGAAAAAUGAUUAGACGUCCUGGUCUGUGAUGGUUAACAGUUUAUUUGUGUAGGUGCAUUUGCAGACAGCCAGGUGAGAACGUCUGGUAACAUCACAGCAAAGAUUGGUGAGGCGGUAGCCAUGUCUUGUAAGGAACCUGAAGGCGAGACGGUGACUCAGGUUGAAUGGAGGUUUGGAGGCUGCAACGGGCAGAAGAUUCUGGUUUAUAACACCGAAAACCCAGUUGCCCCUGAGAAGGACUAUAUCAACCGUGUCUCUGACGUGACAAGUAAUGGAUACACGUUAUUAAAGGCACAGAACAAGGAUGCUGGUACAUACUGCUGUUCUCUGUCCACCUUCCCCUCUGGGACUAAGACGGGCCUAAUUUAUUUGAAUUUCAGGAAGAACAAACCAGACAGUGAAACUCCUCUCGUAAACAUUGUGUACAUUGUGUGUGGGAUUCUGGGAGUACUGACGCUGGGAGGGUUAAUAACAGGACUACUGCUCUGUAAGAGUUGUAGAACAUCAGUCCAGGACCCGGUCCACGUGGCAGUUCAUCCAGGCAGGCAUCCACACCACCCUCCCUCCAUCCUCCAGAGAAGCCAGGCCCAUCGUGCCCCACCAUCAAAGAGGAUCAGUGAGGUUGAGGACGUGGAGGAGGACGACAGCAUGGACUACUUGAAUGUCACACCUUUUCGACUCCCCAGAAUUCCAUCAACUGCCUCCUCUGCAUCAAGAAGUUAAUAGAUAGAACAGACUCUACCCUAAUACACACGAAAUGUCAUGAAGACAAAGAUUAAAUAAUACACACACAAAUCAAAUACAAAGACAAAUACACUCUCAUAUACUGAAUUUAAUUCACCCAGACUUUAUCAUACACUGAAUAUAAUACACACAGACUUUAUCAUACACUGAAUAUAAUACACACAGACUUAAUCAUACACUGAAUAUAAUACACACAGACUUAAUCAUACACUGAAUAUAAUACACCCAGACUUAAUCAUACACUGAAUAUAAUACACCCAGACUUAAUCAUACACUGAAUAUAAUACACACAGACUUAAUCAUACACUGAAUAUAAUACACACAGUCUUUAUCAUACACUGAAUACACACAAACUUAAUGCCUUAACGCAUUAUAGGCUACUGUUAGAAUGUCAAUAAGCGGUCUUAAAAAACAGCUGUGGAAUCGCAACGCUAUAGUAGAGCACUGGGCUGGCUGUCCAACUAAUUGUUGCUAGCUUCGAACAGCAACAUUUGGGUCAUAUCUUUGCAGAUGCUACAUUUCUGAAAACAGUUUGUACAUAGAAAAAAGAUUCAUAAACAAAUUAAGGGAGAAGUGGAGCAAUAAUUGAAUGUGUAAAAAGGAAUGAAAGGGUGUUUGUACAUUCAUAAAUCUUAUUUCACGCUUACAUUUUAUUUUGUAUAUAUUACUUUUUAUACAAUCAUACCAAUUUACGUAUGGAUUUUCUUGCGAUCCUAACAAUAUGAGCUGGAAGGACGCGCUGUCUUCAGAGCUGACUGAAUAGCGGAGGAUUCCCGUAAGACCAGAGGAGGUGGCCUGUUCAUUUAUGUAAACAAAGCAUGGUGUACAGACACUAACAUAAUCAGGAGUCACUGCUCAACCAAUCUGGAGGACCUGAUGCAGGCCUUUCUACUUGCCUCAGGAGUUGACAUCUAUUGUUGUUACUGCAGCCUACAUACCACCGGAUGCUAAUGCUAAACUGGCAAUGGAAGAGCUGCAGGCUGCCCUGUUGGAUGGAGCCUUUAAUGUAGCAGGCAAUUUCAAUCACUCAAAUCUGGAAACAGUUUUUCCCAGAUUCCUUUAAAAUGUCUUCUGCCCCACCAGAGGAGACAAUAUGCUGGAUCAGGUGUACACAAACAUUCCAGAGGCCCCCAUUCCCCUUCCCAACAUGGGUCAGUCUGACAACCUCUCAUUGUUCCUAAUUCCCAAGUAUUUAACUCAUUAAACUGGCGAAACCAUCAGUGAGGUCAGUCAAAGUGUGGCAAAGAGGGAGCAGACACUACUUUUCAAGCAUACAGACUCUUCAUGCUGUACCCUGGCAGUGUAUCCUCCAGGGUAGUGACAGGCUCUAGGAGAGGAGAUGACCCAAGACUUCUACACCAGUUUCAACACACAGACUGGAGAUUGUUUGCCACUCAAGCCACCCUUGACUCCCAUACGGACAUUGAAACAUAUGCUUCCUCCAUUCUGGAUUGCAUCAACACCUGCACCAAUGACGUCACCACCCAUGAACUAAUAAAGACCUUCCCCAACCAAAAGCCAUGGAUGAACAGUGAGGUUCAACAACUGCUAAAGGCACGCAACGCUGCGGCUAAAAAUGACCACAAACUGUGGAUUGAGGAGCACUUCAACAAGAACUCUGAUCCCUGACGAAUGUGGCAGGGCGUCCAAGCCAUCAGACUAGGGGCCAAAGAACCCCACCCCCACAGCCAGCGAUGUCUCCAUGACCAACGAGUUAAACAGGUUCUACACUCGCUUCGACAGGUAUAACAAAGAGCUAGCCAUUAAAGCUGAAUGGACAUGCUACCUGGACAUGCUACCUUACUCCUUCAAUUUGCCUCAAUUGUAAAUUCAGAAUGCCAUUGAGAAUUGUCAAUUGUACUUGAACCAAUAUUUAUCCCACUUGUACAUACAUUAUACUUAAUAAUUGUCUGCCCUCCUCUAUUUGCAAUUCAGG
Messenger RNA from Esox lucius (northern pike), 2848 nucleotides. RefSeq lists its product as uncharacterized. Bases 289 to 891 code for a protein of 200 amino acids. Gene Ontology annotation, molecular function: signaling receptor binding. The record is from RefSeq and is a predicted model, not a curated record. NCBI's taxonomy places the organism in Eukaryota, Metazoa, Chordata, Actinopteri, Esociformes, Esocidae. Gene Ontology annotation, biological process: positive regulation of interleukin-10 production; negative regulation of interleukin-12 production; negative regulation of T cell activation. Gene Ontology annotation, cellular component: cell surface. The transcript has 4 exons.